AUGAAGUUUGCUUGGCGAGUACCACACAUCACCAUCUCCUUGGUCGUCCGAGAGGUCUGCGAAACCAUCAUAGCAGAGUACCUGGAUGAGCUGAUGGUCUGCCCAAGUACACCCAGUCAAUGGUGCCAGGUAGCUGACAGGUACUUCCAGAAGUGGAAUUUUCCCCACACCUGUGGCGCCAUAGAUGAAAAGCACGUGGCCUGCCACUAUCCUCCCAGAAGUGGUUCCAUAUACUACAACUACAAGGGCUUCUUGCUCUUUGCCAUGGUCGACGCUGACUACAAGUUUUUCUGGGCAGAUAUUGGCAGCUUAGGGUCUGCAUCCGACGCCCAGGUCUUCAAUGACAGUGAAAUCAAGGAGAGCAUAGAGGUUGGUACCAUCGGCUUCCCAGAUCCGGAGCCUCCCCCCAACGACAUCUAA
Messenger RNA from Haliotis rubra (blacklip abalone), 420 nucleotides. RefSeq lists its product as uncharacterized. The record is from RefSeq and is a predicted model, not a curated record. The coding region runs from base 1 to 420 and encodes 139 amino acids. The transcript has a single exon. NCBI's taxonomy places the organism in Eukaryota, Metazoa, Mollusca, Gastropoda, Lepetellida, Haliotidae.